Colletotrichum destructivum is the source of this 1137-nucleotide messenger RNA. Its product is annotated as Putative gfo/Idh/MocA-like oxidoreductase, NAD(P)-binding domain superfamily. Gene Ontology annotation, molecular function: nucleotide binding. Lineage: Eukaryota; Fungi; Ascomycota; Sordariomycetes; Glomerellales; Glomerellaceae. The transcript has 2 exons. The coding region runs from base 1 to 1137 and encodes 378 amino acids. The record is from RefSeq and is a predicted model, not a curated record.
AUGGCUCCCACACGCGUCGGAAUCGUCGGGCUAUCUGCCAAGGGGCCAGGCUUCGUCCCGGGAGUGUGGGCCACAUUGACCAUCCUGCCGUCCAUCCGGAACUCGCCCGAGUACGAAAUCGUCGCUCUCUGCAACUCGUCCGUCGAGGCCGCCCGCCGCUCGAUUGCGAUGCACGGGCUCCCGAGCUGGACCAAGGCCUACGAUGACAUCCGCGAGCUCGCGGGGGACGCCGACGUAGACCUGGUCGUCGUCAGUGUCGGCGUGCCCAAGCACCUCGAGCUGGCGGUCCCCGCACUCGCCGCCAAGAAGAAGGUCUAUAUCGAGUGGCCGCUUGGCGCCUCAGUCGCGGAGGCUGAGAGGCUGGCCGGGCUGGCUGAGGCGGAUGGGCUGCAGACUAUUGUCGGUCUCCAAGGCCGGAGUGACAGCCUCACCGUCAAGCUGAGGGAGAUAGUCGAAAGCGGCGAGAUCGGCGACCUCUUAAGUACUUCUGUCGUUGGCACGCUCCUGAUCAACCCCCCGAGUUACUGGGUCGAGGGGGCUGAGUAUUACCUCGACAUCAAGAGCGGAGCGAAUAUGUUCCACAUCGGCUUUGGACACUUUCUAGACUCAUUUACUCACGUCCUUGGCGAUUUCGACCUUGGCACUCUGUCCUCCGUCCUCAAGAUUGACCUCACACAUGGGCCCCUACGCAACGCAGAGGGGAAGGUCGUCGACCCAGCAUACCCUAAAAGCGCGCCCGAUCACGUCCUCGUUCAGGGAAAGCUGAAUGGCGGUGCCACGGCCUCGCUGAACUUCAGGACAACCAGUGCCACUGUUGGUGACGUUGGCGCCCGCUGGAUCAUCAGCGGGACCAAGGGAGAAAUCGAGGCCAGCUGGGGCAACAUGGUAAUGUGGCAGACCCCCCACCCCAGCAAGAAGCUCAAAAUUAAGCUCUUCACCGGGGAGGAGCGGGACGUCGAGCUGAAGAGGCCGGAUAUCCCCACCGUAGCCAAUGUUUCAGACUUGGCGCUGAACACGGCUCUGAUCCUAGAUGCCUUCGCCAAGGGUAACGGCUCGCGGUAUGCCAACUUUGAGUCUGCGUUGAAGACCCAUCGUCUAUUGGACGAGAUCUUGAAAAGGUCCGGCUACGAGGCCUAA